Messenger RNA from Galleria mellonella (greater wax moth), 2055 nucleotides. Its product is annotated as zinc finger protein 568-like. Gene Ontology annotation, molecular function: RNA polymerase II transcription regulatory region sequence-specific DNA binding; zinc ion binding; DNA-binding transcription factor activity, RNA polymerase II-specific. The coding region runs from base 269 to 2041 and encodes 590 amino acids. Gene Ontology annotation, biological process: regulation of transcription by RNA polymerase II. Gene Ontology annotation, cellular component: nucleus. The transcript is spliced from 5 exons. Lineage: Eukaryota; Metazoa; Arthropoda; Insecta; Lepidoptera; Pyralidae. The record is from RefSeq and is a predicted model, not a curated record.
GCUUAAACUUGACAUUGUCAUAAUAAAUAAAUUACAUUUUUAAAUUUUUUGAUCAUUAAAUUUGUAAUUCGUGUAUUUUUACUUUUUAUACUUUCAAAAUGAAAUCUAUUAUAUUAAACUGUCCACAAUGUUAACUCUCUCAAAAACAAAAGGUCGAAGCACCUUUUUAUUGAAUAGACGUCAAUCCGAAAGAAUAGUCAAUUACUUUGUUUUUCUCUGAUUCAAAAUUCGAAUGUUUUGAAUUUUUUUACCAAUAUUUUUCUUAAAAAUGGAUACAUAUAUCGUCACUAACUACGGACAGUGUCGAUGUUGCUUGACAAAAGGAAACCACAAAGAUAUGAUGAAGGAAUAUUAUAGGAAUGGUAUACGCGAAGUGUAUAUUGAUAUUUACGCGGAGAGUUUCGGUGUGUAUCCGUCUCGUAAUCCGAAUUUAACAACAUUAAUAUGCACACAAUGCAUAGAGAGGUUACAAGAUGCGAGUGAUUUCAAGAUGAUGGUGAUCAAUUCAGAACAACAGCUCCUGGACGCUCUCAACAAUAUUGGUGAUGAAGACAAAGUAUUUGUAUUUGCUGAUGUGAACGAAGCUCGCAGUGAAAGUAAACUUGAAUUACCAUUGGCAGUGAAGGAGGAAUUGUCAAGUACACAUAGUGAUGCAUACUCAGAAGACUGGUCCAUCGAUGAUGCUGCAGAGUCCAAACACGUAAAGUUAGUAGAAGGAGAAGCCGAAUUCCUGGCCAGGUUCCCACCGGGAUCUUUAACAGCUCUCCCCACCAGAGCCUCGUCGAGAGACGCAUGUGCUGAGUACUUCAGACAUUUGGACUCCUUGAAAGGAAAAGUCAUAUCAGCAAAAAUGCUCCAAUAUCUCAUAGAGGAACCAGCAGACAAAAUUACGCCAAUGGACGAUACCAAUAAAAAACGUAAACACAAUUUAAAUAAAGAAAAACACAGUGAUACCAACAUCGCCAACGGUGUCGUGUCAGAGAAAAUGGCGCACGUUGCCAACAUAGCAACGUUAUUAGAGUUUUCGAAUCUAACCGCAUUCAAAACCAAAUACAAAAACGGUUUCCCGUGUUUCUAUUGCAACAAUAUAUUCGAUAGUUUAAAUGUAUUACGCGAACACCAAACAACACAUGUCAAAGUAGAUAUAAGAAAGUUAAUAUUAAAAAAAUAUAGACCAGGCAGGCCCGACUGUUUAGUCGUAUACGCAGAUAUAUAUAACCUUAAAUGCACGAUUUGCAACCAAAACAUGUCCAGUCUGAACGAAUUAAAAUCACAUUUAUUUGGUAGGCACAAAAAGAAAAUAUAUACAAACGUCACAGAUAGGGUUAUACCGUUCAAAAUGGCGGGAAACAGUUACGAAUGUCAAAUCUGUAAUUUUGACUUUGAGACUUUUGGCGCGAUCGAACGUCACAUGAAUACGCAUUACAGAAAUUACGUUUGCAACGAAUGCGGCUCCGGUUUUAUAACGAAACAGCGUUUGAAAGUUCACACUUACAGUUUACACGCACAUAAUGUAAAAACGAUCUAUUGUGACAUUUGCAAAAAAGAGUAUACAUCGCAUAAAAAAUUUAAAAUUCACUACGACGUUGUACAUAAAAUGCUCAGGAAAAUCAAAUGUUCGAAGUGUCCCGCCCGUUUCGCAGAUUACUUUGUGAGACAGAAACAUCUGGUCGACGUGCACGGCGACACACCUAUACUGUACACUUGUAGAGUAUGCGACAAAUCGUUCUCAAGACGAUUCUCGCUUUCCCGCCAUAUUAAAAAAGAUCAUUUGGAGGAACGCGACGUGCAUUGCUCGCUGUGUUCACACACGUGUUUUACUAGUUACGAAUUAAAGACGCACAUGGUUAAAAAACACGGCGAAAGAUUAUUCGAAUGCGCUGUUUGUAAGAAGUCUUAUGCCAGCCAGAAGUCGUUGGCUGAUCAUCUGAGGAUACAUAAUGAUGAUAAAAGAUUUGCCUGCGAUAGUUGUGGAUUGUCUUUUGUACAGCGCAGUGGUCUGAAAGCUCACUUGAAAAGUCAUUAUUUGGAGGAUCAAUAAACAAUUUGAAACAU